AUGAAGAUGAGUGCAUCUGAACCUAUACAUCAGCAACGCCAACACUUGGGGCGGCCCUCCCAGUCAACUUCGGGCCCGUUUGGAUAUCCUUUAUUUAACAUCGACACGCCCUAUGACGAAGCUCCCGCGCUUCCACCGGGGCCCUCUCUCCUCGAUGACACUGAAUCCAACAUGCUGAACAAUUUCUUCACGUCGAUGGACGCAAAUCAUCUGGAUGGCAAUGACUUCUUGUUCUCCCUAGGGGACCAGAAUAAACCAGGUGCCAACUUUGGUUUUGAGUGGGCAGAGGAGCUUCCUCCUAAUUUCGAGGGCUCAACGACCUCCCUGGGACCCUACCCCGCUUUCGCGAAUGGAAUACACGAAGAGGGAAUUCACAUGAGCAAGAUAUCCCCACACAGUUCGGAUGUGAUAGCGGCAGCAUCCAUGCUCUACCAGAAAAAUAAUGUCAUAAAUUCACACGAUUACGUUCCUGGCCAGGUGUUUAUGGGAAACGACCAUGAUAUCCACGGAAACAGUGGUUUGAAAGCUAAGAAUUCCUUCCUGGCUCCCCGCUUCGUCGACCCGCUACCUCAAGGGCCUUCCCCCAAGGAUCUCUCUCUCUUCAAAGGAUUUCAUACUGCCAAAAUGUAUUUUGACGUCGAACAGCAGCUGCAUCCGGAAGUGCAGCAGAGAAUCAGUACACUGAGAUGGGGCUCAGAUGCUGGCUUUUCACAACGACGGUAUCACGCCCCGCCAAACCAACCUAGCGAGGAAGAUCGCACCAAAGACCUACUUCAGAGCCUGGAUUGCCUAGAAGCGCAGAGCAGCGCAGCAAACACACGACAUCCCUCCCCAAGCCGACGAUCACUCGAUCACGGAGUUGUGGCUGCCCCCGAAUGGACUCCCCUGGUUAAUGGCAAUGGCAAUACAAAUGGUGUGAAAGCGCUUUUGCCGGCGAACGAUCUAAGGCAAGAAGCUGAAGAAGGGCAAGAUGAUGAUAGUGCGAGACCCAAGAAGCGGCGAAAGAGCAAGAAUCGGAUAAAGGACGAGGAAGAUGUGGAGGCUGACUUGCCCAAUAACACCAAUAACGACAUCAGAGAGUCUAAUAAUAGUACCAAUGGUAGCCAAUCGUCCAGACCUCGACGCUUCUCUUCCAGCACCGAUACAUCACUUCAUCAUCACCAUCGAAAGCCAAAGGCACAGGGUAAACCGCGCGAAAAUCUUACAGAGGAGCAGAAACGCACCAAUCACAUUCUUUCCGAGCAGAAGCGGAGAAAUCUCAUUAAGCAGGGCUUUGAUGACCUCUGUUCUCUCGUGCCUGAGUUGCAUGGCGGUGGCUUUAGCAAGAGUACCAUGCUCAUCCAGGCUGCGGAAUGGUUAGAGGACCUUCUGCGGGGGAAUGAGAUAUUGCGGAUUCAGUUGGAUGAGCUGAAGAAGAGAUCAACGAUGGAUACGGCUUAA
Paracoccidioides brasiliensis Pb18 is the source of this 1440-nucleotide messenger RNA. RefSeq lists its product as uncharacterized. Gene Ontology annotation, biological process: regulation of transcription by RNA polymerase II. Gene Ontology annotation, molecular function: DNA-binding transcription factor activity, RNA polymerase II-specific; protein dimerization activity; RNA polymerase II cis-regulatory region sequence-specific DNA binding. The transcript has 2 exons. Bases 1 to 1440 code for a protein of 479 amino acids. The record is from RefSeq and is a predicted model, not a curated record.